AUGGUGAACAUUACAGACAAAAUCAAGGAGAUCGAAGAUGAGAUGCGCCGGACGCAGAAAUACCAUCUGGGUCUGUUGAAAGGAAAACUCGCCCGGUUAAGAGCACAGCUCCUGGAGCCGACUGGCGGCGCCGGCGGCGGUGGCACGGGCUUCGACGUAAGCAAGAGUGGCGAUGCGCGCGUUGCGCUGGUCGGCUUCCCCUCAGUGGGAAAGUCGACGUUCCUAUCCAAGAUCACCAAGACGCGGAGCGAGGCCGCCGCAUACUCAUUCACGACGCUUACGGCCAUCCCCGGUGUGCUGGAGUACGGGGGCGCAGAGAUCCAGAUUCUCGAUCUUCCCGGUAUCAUUGAGGGUGCCGCCGAGGGUAAGGGACGAGGACGGCAGGUUAUCUCUGCUGCUAAGACAAGCGAUUUGAUCCUGAUGGUCCUCGACGCGACGAAGCGGGCUGAGCAGCGAGCUCUUCUAGAGGCGGAACUGGACGCCGUUGGGAUCCGACUGAACAAAGAGCCUCCCAAUAUCUACCUCAAGAUCAAGAAAGCCGGCGGCAUGAAAAUCACCUUUCAGACGCCCCCCAAGAACCUGGACGAGAAGAUGAUCUUCAACGUCCUCCGCGACUAUCGCAUUCUCAACUGCGAGGUCCUCGUCCGCGACGAAUACGCAACAAUCGACGACUUCAUCGACGUGAUCAUGAAAGACCACCGGAAAUACAUCAGAUGUCUCUACGUCUACAACAAGAUCGACAGCGUCAGCCUGGACUUCCUGGACCAGCUCGCCCGCGAACCACACACAGCCGUGAUGAGCUGCGAGCUCGAUCUCGGCGUGCAGGACGUCGUCGAACGCAUCUGGACAGAACUCCGUUUGAUCCGGGUGUAUACCAAACGGAAAGGAGAAGAACCCGAUUUCUCGGAGGCGCUCAUCGUGCGCAGCAACUCCAGUAUCGAGGAUGUGUGCGACUCCAUCCACCGGACGCUCAAGGAGACGUUCAAGUAUGCGUUGGUGUGGGGGGCGAGUGCGAGACAUAUCCCCCAGCGGGUGGGACUGGGCCAUGUGGUGGCGGACGAGGAUGUAGUGUCGAUAGUUGCGAAAUAA
This is a messenger RNA of Aspergillus clavatus NRRL 1, 1089 nucleotides long. Its product is annotated as putative GTP binding protein (Gtp1). Gene Ontology annotation, biological process: cytoplasmic translation. The record is from RefSeq and is a predicted model, not a curated record. Gene Ontology annotation, cellular component: cytoplasm. Gene Ontology annotation, molecular function: GTP binding; GTPase activity. The transcript has 9 exons. Bases 1 to 1089 code for a protein of 362 amino acids. NCBI's taxonomy places the organism in Eukaryota, Fungi, Ascomycota, Eurotiomycetes, Eurotiales, Aspergillaceae.